This is a messenger RNA of Paraglomus occultum, 1236 nucleotides long. NCBI's taxonomy places the organism in Eukaryota, Fungi, Glomeromycota, Glomeromycetes, Paraglomerales, Paraglomeraceae. The record is from the annotation of a GenBank genome assembly.
AUGACUGCUGAACUGCCUUCGCGACCGUUUUUUGCCUCAGAUGAUGUCCUUCCGCCAUUCAAUCCGCCAGAAGAUCUUCAUCCAGCGCUGGCAGCCAUGGAAAUUAAAGACUGGACCUAUCGAGGCUUUAUGCGGCAGAUAAUUAUAUUAAAUAUCCCAGUCGAAUCAAUUCAGAGCGUUCAGCGGCUUUGGCUGGAGGAGUUAAAUAACUUGUGCUUGAGAAAGGAAAUACAUCUUGCAUAUCGUGCUUUUGCCAGGCGGCUAAUAGAUUUUCAGCCAUUCGAGCAGCUGAAGGAGACCGAGACAAUUUUAAAUCGCUACAUUCGUCUCAGAUUGCAGAGUCAAGUCAGCGAUGCAUUUAAGGCUAUUCAAGAGCGGACAGAACUGCAAACAAGAGAUACCCUUGCAUCUGGGCUGGUUACGAAUAUUUUGGAAAAGCUGUUGAUGACGUUAGUAUUCUCUUCAUGGAGAGCAAUUGAUUUGGUGAGCGAAAGUGGAAGUCCAAUACCGACAUUAGAAAAUGACGGCUUAUCAGAUCCUGAGGAUUUCGUCAGUGAUCAGGAGGUGAAGGCCACACAAAAGUGCUUCCUACAGAGGAACAACGUAUGUAAUGAGCGUGAUCCGCAUAGGCUCAAACAUAUUAAUAUGUCAUUCUUGACUAUUCAAUGUAUUAUCAAGCUGGAAGUCAAUGAUCAAAGCAAUGAAAACGUGUGUCAGAUCGUCGACGAACAAUUCUCUGUAGAUAUGCAUAUACAGCAUCAGUUGCAGCAGAGAGCUUUAGAAACGGCGUCGACUACGGCUACGGUAGCAACUCCUCCAAUCACACAGCCGCGAAAUGAAUCCUCACAAUCUGUUGAUACUAGUGGAGAUAGUGAUGAUAGAGAUGAAGUGAUCACGAUAGAAAUCAAUGCGAUCGAGGAACAAUUACGAAGACAACCUUUAUGCGAGCCUCUAGACCUCAACUCUAACAUAUGCAAACCUUGUGAAAUCAUACAAGGAGUCUCAAAGAUUCAUGAUAUUAUUCAGAGUGAAUUGAAAAAACGAAGAGAUAAUGCGUCUGAGUCAGGACAAAGUGCAUCGUUUAGAAAACAAUUGGAUGACUUGAAUGUCGCGGCGGCGUCGCUUCGUGAAUUAAGGCACGAGAUCGUCAUCGUUUUACAAAAAUCUGGAUACAAAAACAAUCCGCAUAGUUAUUCUCAAUCCGAAAUGUAUUGUGAGAAUGCAAUAUUUAGAUCG